Molecule: messenger RNA, 527 nt
Organism: Suillus subalutaceus
Lineage: Eukaryota; Fungi; Basidiomycota; Agaricomycetes; Boletales; Suillaceae
Exons: 2
Coding region: 105-527 (140 amino acids)
Source: RefSeq, a predicted model, not a curated record
GACGUGUUGCAUCGCAUCGUCUUCGUCGUAUUGUGCAUCGUUCUCGAAUCUCAUUGUACUUUCUUGUAUUCAUCAGCCCUAGUGACGUCUCUGGGACUCAUGGGAUGCAUCGUGAGAUCAUUCGCUCAACGCCGCUGUGGAGGCGACAGUACUCGCGACACGAUUGUACAAAGUCAGGCAUGAGGGGAAUGAUUGUUGGCAGGGUCAAGCUGUUCUUUUCCUUCACGCAUGAUGGAGUUACUUACCCAUGUGCUCUUGUUGACCGCUUCUCUCGUAUGGGUCGAGGGCCAGAUAACUUCACGGGAAUGUGGAAGAUAAAGCCAGAGGUGAUGGUUACAGGGAGACGACGGACUCGCAUUCAGUCUGUUGAGCACAUUGACACCAUUUAUCGAGCUGCGCACCUCCUUCCUGUCUUUGGUGACGGUCCGCUUCCUCUAGACUUUCAUUUUUCUUAUUCUCUUGAUUCCUUCAAUGCUUACUAUGUAAACAAAUAUGCUGACCAUCAUGCCAAUGAAAUCGUGUUUUGA